GUUCGCGCCUAGCUGCCACGGCGGACGCUAUUUGUCCAAUUUGUCAUUUGACGUGUUUGACGUUAGUGCCUUUGGUUUGUUAGAGUUAUUUUUUGGUUAUCUUUAACCCGUAAAUCAUGUCUUACGGCGGUUGGGAAGUUGUUGGCAAAAACAAGAAGGACAAAUCUAAUGGAAAACCAGCGAAAUUGACAAAAGCUGAGAAGAAAAAGUUUAUGGAAAACGCGCCGAAACUUGAGGAUUUUUUGCCGUUAGAUGAAGUAAAGACACUAUAUAAUACCUUGGAUAACAACAAGGAGAAUAAGAAACCAGUAAAGGAAAAAGAGAGUAAGACUAAAGAAAAUGAAGAGAAGAAGAAACAACAAAAGCAAAAACAGCAACAACAACAACAAGCAGAAAAAAAGAAAGCAGAAUCAAAGGAAAAACCUCCGAAAUCUAUUGAAGGAGCCUUAAAUGCAAUCUCAAUUGAAGAACUCAAAAGUAUUUUGGCGACUAAUCAGGUUCGAUUUCCUGAAGCACCUCUGGUGUGGCUGAAGGAUAUUUUGGCAUAUUUAUGUGUGAAAAUUCCAAUAGACACAAAUGACCCAGUAUUUGGAAAUAAACCAGCCGCCUACCCUCUCAGUGUAGUUCCUAACACAAUUCGGUCCAUAUUGGAGAGUGCCACUAAAGAAGCAGGGAGCAAGGCUGUCCAAAUUUUUUAUGAAAUUACACUCACAGCGAUGACGAAUAAUAUGGUUAAAGGAACACCUGUUGUUGGUCAUAAAAUAUUUUUACAAUUCUUGGCAUAUCAACAUCCUGAAACUGUGAUUUCUAAUAUCCCAAAAUUAGUUAUGCUGAAAAACUCUUAUCAGAACAGAAAGCCGAUUGGUUUGUCUUUACUUUGGGCAUUGGCACAAGGGGGACAAAAAAAUUUAACAAUUGGUCUGAAAAUUUGGCAUGAAGUAAUGGCAUCUAUGCUGGAAAUGAAAAAUUAUGCUAGCUAUGUGGUACAAAUUUUGGAGAGAUUCAUUUCUCUACACAGCACAUCAACAAACUUGAGUUCUGAUUUAUAUCUCAAUAUCAUGGAUGAUGUAUACAGUGGCAGAUAUAAUAUACCAGCCAGUGUCGAGAAGGAACUUGGUGGCUCUGUGACCAAAUUGAGGACGAUGAUAUUUAAAAAUAAAGACACAAGGCACCAACCGUUGUUUCAAGCUUUGAUGAAGAGAUUAACAUAUGCUGCACCAGAAAAUUACAAAGCUGAAAUUAUAAAUGCACUUGUGGCGAGCUUAAGCACUGAUAUACAGUGUUACAGUGCGUGGAGAUCGAACUACACAAAGUACUUGUAUCAAUCAAGUCUGCUGCUCAAGCAUCUUAAUGACAACUGGACACAUAUACAACCAUCUCUAAGAGUAAAUCUUCUUCGUGAAACAGUUUUGACCUUUAUUGCAACAAACGAAGAGUUAGGAAAGGCUAAGAAGAAAGAGGAACAUCUUAAUGCAUGUGUAAAGGAAUGCAAGAUUUUGCUGGAGAAGAUGACCGUUUCAAAGAGCUGGUUUCCAUGGAAAAAGGGAAGCGUACUACUGCUGGUCGUAAUUGGUGCCAUCCUGGCGUAUGAUACUCAGAAGCAUGGCUCAUUCAAAGCUUCAAAUACGAACAGGUUUUUGACAGAGAGUGGUGUCUCAGCUUAUGGAGAACAUGCAUGGAGCAGAGUCAGACUUUAUUCUUCUAAAAGUCUUGAAUUUGUCGAAGCCAGUGCUCCAGAGUAUUACAAAGCUAUUACCGAAUUUUCAACGCCUUAUGUUAAAUUAGCUGGAGAUUUGUGCCUUAUAACAAAGAAUGCUUCUCUCAAAGUAUAUAAUAAUAUUGUAUUAUAUGCGCAUCAGAAAGGACCUCUCAUUGCAGCAAGCAUCAACCAUUACGCACCAGGGCUUUUGGAGAGUAUGCAGAAACAAAGUAUUCAAGCCAUAGAAGUCAUCAAAACUUAUUCUGCGCUAGCCAGUGAUCAAGCUAAUAUCCUUGUCGGCCACCUGAACUCUGAAAACUUGCGAAAAUACACAUCACAGGCAAUCAACACAACCCAAACGUUUGCCAGUCAAACUUACAACUGGGUGUAUGAAAAGGUCCAAACAUUGUCCAAGGUUCAUUGAAUUUUGAACCUAGAAUAUAUUGCCUGUUAAAAAUUCCAUUUGUAAUACCAUUUCGCGAGUCGAAAUGUGGUAUUCCGCAGCAUUUAUGUUUGGAUGGGCAACACAAAAAUACACAUGAUUUAAAAAGCUGACGGCAUAAGCAAUUUUAAUCUAAGAUCUCUGUAAUCUAAGAGAAGUUUUGUGUUACCUUUUCAUGGUUGUAAUUGAACUAAUAUAAGGUGUGCCAAAAGAAUUUGCUAUUGGGAGUAUUCAAUAAUUCCAACUGGCAUGUGAAUUCAAGUAGAAUCGAAGAAAAUGUGCUGAAUAAUGGAUAGUCGUGGUACACCUUAUUCAUGGUGUUUGAAGAUCAGCUUGAAGAUAUGUAACCCAAGUGAUUUUAUAAUUGUAAAACACCUGAUGAAUCUACACGCUAUGGUUCGAAUAAAGAUGAAAAGAUGCUGCAUGAGAAGGCAAGAAAUAGACAAGUACAUGGUUAUAGUUGAAACGGAAUUUAAAGAAACACUCGUAUCCGUUUUGAAUUGGUACAUUUUGUUCCGUUUUCCAAUCUCAGUCUUGGUAGAAACAUAACUGGGAUUAUUUUUUUUACCAUCGUGUUACAACUUUAAUGAUGCAUAAAAUUCGUCUAUAGGUAGAUAAUCCUUGUCGAAGAAAUGAAAAGGAAUCAAUUAUCAUCAAUGAAAAAGCGCAUUUAAUAGACUUACAAGUAUUUUUGAUUGUAUGGAUUAAUUUUUCUACCCGUUUCAGGUUAUUCUAAAUAUUAUGAUGUAUUUCCUUUUUUAAAUUAAUUUGUCUCGUUUUUCCUAUUUUACAAUUUUUUUUACGAACUAAGCUGUACGAGUUGAUUGAUGUUUAUAUAAUUGCAUAUUAUUGUAGAAUGGUGUAAAAAGUUGUACAAUAAUGAAUAAGUAACAUCGUACGAGAGUGGUGCGUAAAAAAUAUAAUUAUUUAAAUUAAUAA
This is a messenger RNA of Diprion similis, 3080 nucleotides long. RefSeq names its product transmembrane protein 214-A (gene Tmem214). NCBI's taxonomy places the organism in Eukaryota, Metazoa, Arthropoda, Insecta, Hymenoptera, Diprionidae. The record is from RefSeq and is a predicted model, not a curated record. The transcript has 9 exons. The coding region runs from base 117 to 2123 and encodes 668 amino acids. Gene Ontology annotation, cellular component: endoplasmic reticulum; Golgi apparatus.